AGUGACAGUACAAAUAAAAAUCAAAAAUCGUUUUUAAACUCAGUUGUAUUUACAAACUUGCUGGGUGUGUGGUGUGUGUAUUUGUGUUAGUUUAUAAUAAUUUUAAACCGGGAGACUAAAAUAAAUAUUUACUUUUCUAGUCAGUUUAAAAAAUAAUAACUAUUAAAUUAAAGAGUUUGCAUAGUAAAUAUGCAGUUAUAGAGAGAAUAUCACAAUUCAUUAAGUUCAUAUAAGUAAUAAAAUAAAUCGAAAAUGUCCAAAUCUAACCAAGAAAAUCAAUUAAAAGGACCAAUAAUUGUUAAAAGCGUUAUCCCAAAAAAUCGCCAAGAAUUAAUAAAAUGGAAUGGUUGGGGUUACAAUGAUUCAAAGUUCGUUAUUAAAGAAGGGCCGGAAGUAUACUUCUCAGGAAAAAGGUACUUAAUAGGAGAGCUACGUUUACCUCAUAUUGUCGGCUGGGUCCGAGAUACAUUCAACAUAGACAUAGGCGUUCAGAAACCAAAAAAAAUUCAGGAGUUACCCAAUGAAGAUAAAUAUCCAAAGCCAAAUAUUACAGACGAAGCUUUAGAACAAAUCAGUAAAUUAGGAAUAUCUUAUUCAACCAAGGUAAUCGACAGGUUAAUAAGAGCACAUGGACAAACUUUACAUGAAAUUUACACUAUUCAAAAUUCAACAUUUGAAAGAAUUCCCGACGUAGUUUUAUGGCCCACGUGUCACGACGAUGUUGUAAAAAUAGUGACCUUCGCACAAGAAAAUAAUACAGUGAUUAUUCCUUACGGGGGCGGUACUGCUGUUUCUGGAGCUCCAGAGUGUCCGAAACAUGAGAAUAGAACGAUAAUUUGUUUAGAUACAUCACAAAUGAACAGGAUUUUAUGGCUGGACAAAGAAAAUCUUGUGGCUUGCUUCGAGAGUGGUAUCGUAGGUCAAGAUAUGGAAAGAGAACUGAAGAAACUCGGUUAUACAACUGGACACGAACCAGACAGCUAUGAAUUUUCUACACUUGGAGGUUGGGUCGCCACGAGAGCAUCAGGAAUGAAAAAGAACGUCUACGGUAAUAUAGAAGAUCUUGUUGUUCAUGUAAAAAUGGUAACUCCCAAGGGUGUUCUACAAAAAAACUGUCAAGUACCACGACUUAGCUGUGGUCCAGAUUUCAAUCAUAUAAUAUUAGGAUCAGAGGGAUCACUAGGAGUUAUUACGGAAGUGUUACUUAAAAUUCGACCCCUGCCAAAGUGUAAGAAGUAUGGUAGUAUAGUGUUUCCUUCAUUUGAAAAAGGCGUGGAGUUUAUGAGAGAAGUAGCGAAAAGAAAGUGGCAACCAGCUUCAAUUAGGUUAAUGGAUAAUGAACAAUUCAAAUUUGCUUUAAUUCUUAAACCAGAAUCUACUUAUUUUGGUUUAGUAUUGGACGGUAUUAAGAAAUUUUACAUCACAAUGAUUAAAGGAUUUGAUCCAGAUCAUAUGUGUGUUAUGACUCUUCUAUUUGAAGGCGAAGAAAGUGAAGUUAAAAUCAAUGAAAAAAAUCUUUAUAAUUUGUGUAAAAAUUAUGGAGGAUUUCCCGCAGGCGAACAAAAUGGAGAAAGGGGAUAUAUGUUAACGUUCGUUAUUGCAUAUAUUAGGGAUCUGGGGCUCCAAUUUGAAGUUGUUGCCGAGUCAUUUGAAACGUCAGUUCCUUGGGACAGAGCUGUUAAACUCGUCAGGAAUGUUAAGCACGUGGUUGCCGAUGAAUGUAGACGACUAGGAAUCACACACUUUUUAAUAAAUUGUCGCGUAACUCAAACCUACGAUGCUGGAUGCGUUAUUUAUUUUUAUUUAGGGUUUAAUCAUUGCGGUUUGGGAGAUCCCGUAACGUUACAUAACAGGUUAGAAACGAGAGCCAGGGAUGAAAUAGUAGCUAGCGGAGGUAGUAUUUCUCAUCAUCAUGGUGUAGGCAAACUUCGACAAAAAUGGUAUCCGUCCACAGUUUCAGAUGUUGGAGUAGGUCUCUAUCUAGCAGCUAAAAAUGAACUGGAUCCUAAGAAUAUUUUUGCUACUAACAACCUAGUACAAUCCAAAUUGUAAUUUAUUAAUUAAUUACAAACGAAACGAUUAUGUGAAAUAGAAACCAGUGCAGCGUUAGAACCAGUGAAGGUUUUUCUUAAGUAUUUUUGUAUCGUUAAAACUUUAGUGCUACUGAAUUAACGUUAAGUGCUUUUUAACUUCAGUCAAAACAUUUAAAACCACUAUGUUUAUUAUCACCUUUAUGUAUACUACUUUUUUAUGUAUAACUAUUUAUAAACUACUAUUUAUAGUUAUGCGAGGACCAAAUAUCAAUAAUGAACUAAUUGCCAAAAAUCAAAAAUAAAUAUGAAUCCUUACAUCAUCAACAAGUUUAAAGUUCCGCCACUAUAAAAAUAUUUCAUAUAAGUCGCAAAGUUCCCGAGUUUAUUAAACAAUGAACAAGAAAUUAACAAACAAGAUAUCUGGCAACGCAGCAAAUUUUCUAUAAUAUCACAGUUUAUAGACCGAGAGCUGGUAGACUUCUUUUAUCAAUGUCUUAAACACAAAAUCGAAGACUGAAUGGCUUUAGCAACUCUUGAAUUUUUUAAGUUGCAUUUGUUUUAUUAAAACAUGUUUUUGGGCAUUUAGAAACUUGAAUAAAUUUUAAUUUAGUAUUUAAUAAAAUAGAGAAUAAAUAAGCCUGAUCAUUUUACCAGCAAUAAGCUUCGAGCAUAUACUAACUAGAGGCAGCCUUCAAUCACUUUCAGUCCUCUGAGCACGAGGCGUGUACCGACAGAGAGAGCAAAUAAACAUAAAUACUAUCACUUUCGCACCCAACGGUUCGACUUUUGUACAGGAAAAUAGGGGGGUUUGAGGCCCGUCAAUCAUAGUAGAUGUGAGGGAGAUAGCAUGUAUUUUUAUUUGCUCUCUCUUUCGCAAUACUCGUAUCUCGCUCAAAGCAUGAAGGAUGCGCUUAGUUAGUAUAUGAUCGAAGGUACUGAGUUGAAGCGGUCUGCGGCAUACUUUAACUCGACCUGUCUGGACUAAAAUACUUAUUAUGGUGCAAGCAUCCAAGGUAUUACGAUAUUACUAUUUGAUAUAUUAAUUAUAUAUUUUUAUUAAUAAUUUAUGAAAGAAAAAUCAAUUUCGAUGUGUUGUACUAAGGGCCAAUUGUUCGAACGCUAAUCAAAACUUGAUUGUAAUCAAAUAUUUAAUUCCAAGCAAAUACGUCACAGCAGCUGUCAAAAUUAUUAAAAAUUGUUUAUUAUUAUUGAUUUGUAAAUAAAAAUUAACAUCAAGAAGAGUUUAAUUAUGGUUUAUUUUAAAUUAAAACGCAAAAUAAUAAAAUUUACGACGUGGCGUGUUUGAUUUUAAUUAAAUAUUUGAGUUUUGAUUAUCGUUCGAACAACUGGCUCUCAAAAUAGGAAAAUAAUCAGUUUUAUGAAAAAAUAUUAAAAAAUACUCAUGAUUUGUCAUGUUAUGCCAAUCCAUCAAAAACAUAGAUUGAGUAUAGAGACGUUAUCAUCACAGAAAACUAACGAAAAUGCUGUAACUCAAGUGUUUUUGCAAGAGACAAUCGCAUAGCAAGAGACUUCAUAGCCUAUCAUUUGGAAAAUAUAACAUCCCUCUAAAAUAGUAUGUGCUAUUGAAAAUGAUUUUUUAUGUACAAGCUUUUUAUUCUCUCGUAAUUUCAAUAUGAAUCAAAUAUUUGGACACGAUAAAAUUAUCUGACUGAUUUGUUUUUUAUUUGCUUAAAUACGAAAUUAAGAUAUUAAAACUUUAAAAAAUACUAUUCAAAUUACGGUCAGUUGUCUAUCCACAAAACCCGUUUAAUAAGAAUCUAUUAUUGUAUGAACUCUCCUAAAUGACCGUACACAACGUAUCGUUCAACGGUUGUCGAUGUCAAAUAAGCUACCUCUUCGUCCCUGUACCAUUUAUAAAAUAAUAACACUAAAACAAUUUCUUAGCUCCUUUAUUAGAACAUAAUUUUUUUGGAACAUUAUUUUAUCUUUGAAUUAAAUAAAAAAAAUUAGUUUCCAUGAAUAGCCCGUUUUUUAAAAUUAAUGUGCCCUAAGUUAAUGUACAAAAAAAGGUAUCCGAUGGCGAACACUAAUUCUCAGUAUUGGCACAUCUGAAACAAAACAUUCCAACGAGAUUACUGAAAGAAAACGCCUUUACAAGAAAGGCACCUACUUUUAAUCGAAAAUUAAAAACAAAAUGGCGGACAUUUGAAGGAAAUGUUGAAAAAAUCGAUUUUUUACCAUUUUUUUUUCCAAAAAGUAGUUAAUAAUUGUCUUGCAGAAUAGACAUAAAUAAAAUAAAACAAGAAUUAUGGCAGUCAGUCGCGUAGAUUCGAACAAUUGGUGUCUGCCGUAGUGAAAACGUCAUUUCGAGAAGAAAUAGUUUUAAGAUUUUUUUAAAUUUCAUAAUCAAAUGCUUUUGAAAAAAUGGAAUUUUAUCACUUACAUUGCUCAAUCUGCGAUCCCUGGUGUUAUAAAAGUAAACCAUUAUUUAUAAAACUCUCUUCUUGCUCUUAUUGGACUGCUUUAUUGGCCCAGCGGCCUUCCUUCGAUGCGACUUUGAUGGCUUUCUCGGCCAUAUAGAUCCUUUCUUCAUAUUUCAGCUGCGCAUAUUUAUAAAAUGCUCUAUCUGUGAUGCAGCCCACGACUUCCGUCUUAUUUAAGAGUGUCAUACGACUUUUAUUGAAGAUAGCCAUUGAAAUUUCACAAUUGCCUAGAAUGUUUUAUUGUAGCACUCAUUAUUAUUGUAAGAUUUCUUGAUAAGGAACGUUUUGAAACAUCUUGUGUCAACUUCUCGAACUCGGGUUUGAUUAACUCCUGCACCUCUGCCCUAAGAGCCGGUUUGAGUGUCUCAUUCGCUUGCGCUUUUAAAUACUUGCACUAAUUUGCAUUACACCCCGGUUGCGGUGCUUUGUCAGAUAUAAUAUCCGGCCCGAAUUUCUUGUUUCAUAUCCUCCAUAGAAUCUGGAUAACGUUGUAUCGCCAGAGAAUAAGUGAUUGAUGUCUUUCAUGAUUUUUUCUAUCAAAUCCCCGUUUUUUGGCUUAGUUUUCGGAGGUGCUUACACUGAAUUAUUGGAUUUUCUCUUUCACAACUGUUUAGUUUUUGGCGCGUUUUCAUUUUUCUCCGCUUUUUCUUUCACUUGAAUUUGCUUCUCUCCUGUUCUUUUAAUUUUUCGUACAUCGGUCAAAGUCUUUUUUACUUCUUAUAGGUGUCACAACAUUCGCUUCACCACGUGUAAAACACACUUCAAUUUUUGUACUGUAAAAUCUCCAUAUGGUUGGGCAUCCACAAGGUUUGUAAAGGUUUUGGAGUCGCCAUCACCGAUAUAAUAUUUGGAAUUAUGAAGAUUCAUAGAAUUCUUUUAAAUGUCUCUAUAAUUCCCUGAACCUCCAUACCUCCGGAACUACCUUCUAAGUUUGAGGAACUUUCUUCACUAUGUACACUGCUAAACCAUAUUUCAAAUUGAACGUGAUUCAUUUUCGCUUGUAUUAUUUCACACAUUUUACAGGUUUUGGGUUACACAAAAUAUAAAAUCUAAACUUUUUCUCGAAUAUUUUCCAAUUACUGUCGAAACACCAUCUAAGGAGCUAAAACCACGUUUCGACCAAGUCAUAUUUCCGGAAACCACUAACUCAUUUUCAGGCAAUCCUUCUUUUGCAUUUUUGUUUUACUCUUCCACUCCUGUUUUUUUUUUCAAACAAAUAUCGGCGACAGUAUUUGAAGCCAUUUUAAUAAGUCAAUUUCGUUAAUGACCAAAAUAAAUCUAAUCCAUUUGUGCCUACGCCGAGCAAUCUUAUCACAAAUAAUAUACGCCGAUUUAUUUCAUAACCAAUAUUUACAAAAGGCGAUGAAGUUUAGUUUUGUCUCCUCAAUUACAAGCAAUGUUGUCUCCUCAAUUACAAGACUGCGAAUAUUAGUUUUGCUAAACGUUACUUCUUUCUCGCACGUUUUUCAUUUGAGCAUGCUAGAUAACGUAGAAAAAACAAUGAUAAAUGAUACGAUAGAAUAAUGAAAAUUUUCAUUACAUUUCACGUCAAAGUCAGUAGCUGUAGAUAGUUUUUUCGCGGAUGAACUUGUAAAUGAUGUAAUUUUCUCCAAUGUAUAUUGAUGGCCUGCAAAAUCGCCAUUUGGUGUCCUCAUUUUUCUUUUUCUCGGCUUCUAAUUUUUGUCGCCUUCUUUGUAAGAAUUUCUUGCAGGAUCCAUUUUAUAGACACUUAACUGAUAUUAUAUGCAACUAAACAAGUACUGAGAACGUGUGAGAAAGCGAAAAAUAUAUUAACAAAUAAAACCGGUCUUUUAGAGAAAGAGAACUCAACUCAGACUUGGCGCGCAAAUGGAAUGCGCGCGCAGCCUUGAAUGGCUGUGAGCGGUUGUGAACGCGCGUACGCUAAAAUUGUAUAGCUCUGACAUAAUUUUGAAUUUCGCUAAAAUAGUUAAGAUCAUUCUUAGAGAUGUAAGGAAUUCGCCGCAAAAAAAUCUACAGAUGCUAGUACAGAUUUUUUCUAAUCUGUACUAGCAUCUUAAACCAAUGUUAUCUCGUUUAUUAUGUUCAUUUAUUCAAAAUUCCGAUGCUGUAAUUAUAACUAAAUACUAAAGUUGGUGCUCCAGAUUUUAUUACCUAAAAGUGUUUCUCCAAAAAUGUAUAAUUAUUGAAAAUCAACUUUUUUCAUUUAACUCAUUAUUGAUGUCUAGUCUUCAUUUGAUAGAAAUUUUUUAAAAUAGUGUCUCUAAAAAAACCUAUGAUUAAGUGGCACAUUGUUCACUUUUAUUGUUUUCUUUCUUUUGUCUAUUGCUUAUAUAUCACGUUACGUCAAGGGGCAUACAAGUUCGUACUCAUUUGUAAUGUAGUAUGCAUUCAGAACGAUUUCACAGAAAUUUAAAUAAAAUCCUUCAAAGAGCUGAAACAUCUACAUUUUUAUAUACCAUGUUAAAAGUUGAUGUCCGCAGUAACAAGUAUGUAUCAAUAGUUGUUAUACUAUAAUUUAAUUUGUUGUUAUUUACCUGUUUUGAUUUUUCUAGGUUUUUAAUUAUUAACCCUAAUAUUUAAGAGGGGACAAUGUAUUUUAGAAACAACUAUUCAAAAGUAAUAAUUAAUUCUUAAUAACUUUCAUAACUGGAAGUAACAUAUUACAUAUAGUUUAAACAUAUUUUUGUGUAGGUAUAUACAAAUACAAAAUAUUUUAUAUAUAAAAAGAAGAUUACGUCCUGGACAGGAUUGAUCGUUUCCAAGCGAUCAAGUUGAUGAAUUACAGACACUGCUUCAACUUCACUCUCAUAAGCAGGCAGCUAGACAUGUUUUAUGAUCUUGCUGGCAAGAAAUAAAUCGGAAGUUAAAAAAAUCGUAAUAGAUUUCUCAAAAAUCAAAUCACAACAACUUCUACUGUCACACCUAUUUCUGGCAGGCGAAUAAACGUUCGCCCGCUGAAAACCAAAAUUUUUACUUGACUUCGGGAUAAUAUUCCAGUACUACUUGACUGGUGAAAUGCCAGAUCAAGACUGAAUUCCCAUCCAUUCUCACAGCCGUACCCACUUAACGACUUUUGUCAAUGUAAAUAAAUAAUUGGAUUAUGUUUAUUCUACUCGAAGAUUUUGAGACGUAAAUUAAAAGUUUUUAAUAGGAACUUAUGAGAUUUACAGAAAAAUACGAAUUAAAAAGAAAAAAAAAACAAUUGCUGUGUAAAUAAACAUUUAGAGUAUUCCUUCUCAGUCGAAAUUCUAAACGUGUCACUUUUGAAGAUUUGUUAAACGCAAAUUUAAACUUAUACGGAGUGGACGAAAAAAAUGAUACAGUAUUAUAAUUUUCAUAACUUUUGGGAUUAAAUUAAGAAAUUAUAAAAAACACAAAUUAAACAAUUAAAGGAGAUGCAAUAAUUGUUUAAAGAAACCUGUUGUUGGUUAAAUGAUUUAGUCAUAAUUCGUUAUACCAACGUAUAGUGUAAGCGUGUGUAUUUACCGCAAAAUUAAAGUAUUAUUAUAGUAAUUUAUAUAAAUCACUUUAAAAUAUUUAUUUAUGUAUCUAUCUAAAACAAAUUUUCUUUAUUUUACUGUACAAAAUAACACAUUAUUUUUCUGAAUAGUUGUUUCUGUAAUGUCAAGUUUGUGUUGAAUGUGAUAGAUAUCGUAGUUACCUUUUUUCUACCAAAUUUCAAUAGUUAACAAUCUAUAAUAUACAGCUCGAAUAUUAAGGCUAUUUUUUAAAUUAGUCCCAUAACUCUUUAAAUAACCUGUCAAUGAAAUUGAUUCUCGGAAUAUUAUGUUACCAUUAAGAAUAUUUUUGUAGGAAAAUAUUAAUUUUAGUAUUGUGUAAUUCUGUGUGAAUAGCAAUUUGCAAUAUAAAAUAAAAAACUGCGUAACCGUA
This is a messenger RNA of Diabrotica balteata, 8350 nucleotides long. NCBI's taxonomy places the organism in Eukaryota, Metazoa, Arthropoda, Insecta, Coleoptera, Chrysomelidae. The record is from the annotation of a GenBank genome assembly.